UUUGCCCUCUCCACCCUCCCCAGAGAAGAGUGUCCAGCCCCUCCCGGGGGCUGCCCCAAAGAGGCCCCUGCCUGCCCACCUACUAUGAAAAGCGGCUCCUCCCACCUGCCCAUAAAAGCCAAGCCAAGGGAACGCAUGUUACCAGCAGCUGUGGGGAGCACUUUCCUGGCCAGCGGCUGGUCGGUCCGGUCCUGGUCCUGUCCUGUGGGAGACCCAGCCUCUCUGCCUGCUGGGAUCCUGGUCAAGCAGCUGUUUGGAAAGUGGAGUAGCAACGGGUGAAGAGACCGAAGCAGCCACUGGUGAGCACAAACCAGGCCAUUGGUCCUGAUUCCACAGGUGCAGCAAGUCUCAGUGUGAUGGCGAGGCCGCCUGCCCCUUUGCCGCUGCUGGGAGUUCUCCUCGCCAUUUCCUUGGGCUCCGUCAGGCUCACCCAGGCUGGUGCCUACUAUGGGAUCAAGCCACUGCCACCUCCAGUGCCUCCUCAGAUCCCGCCACAAGUUCCACAGUACCAGCCACUGGGGCAGCAAGUUCCUCACAUGCCUCUGGGCGCAGAUGGCCUCAGCAUGGGCAAAGAGCUGCCCCACAUGGCCUAUGGCAAAGAGUAUCCGCAUCUCCCCCAGUACAUGAAGGAGAUCCAGCCGGUGCCGCGGAUGGGAAAGGAUGUGGCGCCCAAGAGAGGCAAAGAAAUACCAAUGGCCAGUCUGCGAGGAGAGCCUGGACCCCGAGGAGAGCCUGGGCCCCGAGGACCCCCUGGGCCCCCUGGCUUACCUGGCCAUGGGAUACCUGGCGUCAAAGGCAAACCAGGCCCUCAGGGAUACCCGGGCAUCGGGAAGCCAGGUAUGCCUGGGAUGCCAGGGAAACCCGGAGCCAUGGGCAUGCCAGGAGCGAAAGGUGAAAUCGGGCCCAAAGGGGAGACUGGGCUUAUGGGCAUCCCAGGACCUCAAGGACCCCCGGGGCCUCACGGACUUCCGGGCAUCGGGAAGCCAGGCGGACCAGGGAUGCCAGGGCAGCCGGGUGCCAAGGGUGAACGAGGACCCAGAGGGCCACUAGGACCGCCAGGGCUCCAGGGCCCCAAAGGCGAGAAGGGCUUCGGGAUGCCCGGGCUGCCCGGCCUCAAGGGCCCUCCUGGGAUGCACGGCCCCCCGGGCCCCAUAGGACUCCCAGGAGUCGGCAAGCCUGGAGUGACCGGCUUCCCUGGACCCCAGGGCCCUUUGGGAAAGCCGGGCCCUCCAGGGGAAACUGGGCCACAAGGCCCUGUGGGGGUCCCAGGGGUUCAGGGACCUCCUGGGGUACCUGGAGUCGGGAAGCCGGGCCAGGAUGGGGUUCCCGGCCAGCCGGGCUUCCCAGGCGGCAAAGGGGAGCAAGGCCUGCCCGGGCUGCCGGGACCCCCGGGCCUUCCCGGCAUCGGGAAGCCGGGUUUCCCGGGACCCAAAGGUGACAAGGGCCUGGGCGGGCUGCCGGGACCUCUUGGGCCAAGAGGAGAGAAAGGACCAACAGGUGCCCCUGGCCUGGGGGGUCCCCCGGGAGAGCCGGGCCUCCCUGGGAUCCCAGGCCCCAUGGGCCCUCCUGGAGCCAUUGGCUUUCCGGGACCCAAAGGUGAAGGGGGGCUUGUGGGACCCCAAGGACCGCCAGGUCCCAAGGGGGAGCCAGGACUUCAGGGCUUCCCAGGAAAGCCGGGUUUCCUCGGAGAAGUAGGGCCGCCUGGCGUUAGGGGCUUGCCAGGGCCUCUGGGCCCAAAGGGGGAGGCGGGGCACAAAGGCUUGCCAGGGCUCCCCGGUGCCCCAGGGCUGCUUGGGCCCAAGGGGGAGCCAGGAAUCCCAGGGGACCAGGGCUUACAGGGCCCCCAGGGCAUUCCAGGGAUCGCAGGCCCCAGUGGCCCCAUCGGCCCACCUGGCAUCCCGGGCCCCAAAGGGGAGCCAGGCCUCCCCGGGGCCCCCGGGUUCCCUGGCGUAGGGAAGCCCGGAGUCGCAGGACUUCACGGCCCCCCAGGGAAGCCCGGUGCCCUCGGCCCUCAAGGCCAGCCUGGCCCCCCGGGCCCCCCGGGCCCCCCGGGUCCCCCGGGCCCCCCAGCCGUGAUGCCACCUACACCACCGCCCCAUGGAGAGUACCUGCCAGAUAUGGGGCUGGGGAUCGACGGCGUGAAAACCCCUCAUGCCUACGGAGCUAAGAAAGGCAAGAACGGCGGGCCGGCCUACGAGAUGCCGGCGUUCACGGCGGAGCUGACGGCACCUUUCCCACCCGUGGGCGCCCCGGUGAAGUUUGACAAACUGCUCUAUAACGGUCGGCAGAACUACAACCCCCAGACGGGCAUCUUCACCUGCGAGAUCCCUGGCGUCUACUAUUUCGCCUACCACGUUCACUGCAAGGGGGGCAACGUGUGGGUCGCUCUGUUCAAGAACAGCGAGCCGGUCAUGUACACGUAUGACGAGUACAAGAAGGGCUUUCUGGACCAGGCCUCUGGUAGUGCCGUGCUGCCGCUCAGGCCCGGGGACCGCGUGUUCCUGCAGAUGCCCUCAGAGCAGGCGGCCGGACUGUACGCCGGCCAGUAUGUCCACUCCUCCUUUUCAGGGUAUUUAUUGUAUCCCAUGUAAGAAAAAAGAGAGAGAUUUAAUAGAAGAAGGAGAAGAAAGGAUGCACCAAACAUUCGCACGAAACCCCCUAACUGCUUUCAGACAUUUAUCUCGUUGGGAAGUUAUUUCUAAGUGGAAAUGUGAGUCGUAGUGUACAGACAUGAACUCAGAUCCCGUGUAGUGCUCUGCCCAGCAGCCUGAAACUGGAAAUGAUGGGCAAGGCGUGUGUGUGUGUGCGUGUGCGUGUGCGUGUGCGUGUGUGUGUGCGGUGCCCGCUGGGAUCUUCUGGUCCACUGGAUGUUGGGUGACGGCCUGUGUGUUCAGAGCAAGCACCUUCCUUCUGUGUGAGAGAUGACCCUGACGAAAGCCUCUCACAUUGUCUCCCUCCAGAUUUGCAGCUGUGCUUUACAGGACUGUCCAUGCUGACGAUUUCAUACCGUAUCUAUGUCCAUAGUUUACUAGGAUUUUGCCAAAGGACACAGAAGAGCAGUUCUAUAGUUAGUGGCACUCUCAUAGAAUCCUUUCUUUUUAUUAUUAUUAUUUUUUCCUCCAGGGUUAUUGCUGGGCUUGGUGCCUGCACCAUGAAUCCACCACUCCUGGAGGCCAUUUCCCCCCCUUUUGUUGCCCUUGUAGUAGCCUCGUUGUGGUUAUUAUUAUUGCCAUUGCCGAUAUUGUUCGUUGUUGGAUAGGACAGAGAGAAAUGGAGAGAGGAUGGAAAGACAGAGAGGGGGAGAGAAAAAUAGACACCUGCAGACCUGCUUCACCGCCUGGGAAGCGACUCCCCUGCAGGUGGGGAGCCGGGGGCUCGAACCGGGAUCCUUACGCCGGUCCUUGCACUUUGCGCCACCUGCGCUUAACCUACUGCGCCACUGCCCGACCCCCCUUUCUUUUUAUUUUUUUGCCUCCAGGGUUAUCUCUGGAGCUCGGUGCUGGCACUACAAAUCCACUGCUCCUGGUGGUCAUUUUUUCCAAUGUAUUGGAUAGGACAGAGAGAAAUUGAGAAGGGGAGAGAAAGGAGGAGAGAGAGAAAGAGAGAGACACCUGCAGGCCUGCUUUACCAUUUGUCAAGCUUCCCCCUGCAGGUGGGGAGCCAGGGCUCAAACCCAGAUCUUCGCAUGGGUCAGUCCUUGUGCUUUGUGCUAGGGGUGCUUAACCCAAGGCAACACUGCCCGGCGUCCCUUGUCUUUUCUUCCCUUUUAUGUUAUUUUAUUUUAAACCAGAACACUGCUCAGCUCUGGCUUUUGGUGGGAACUGAACCUAGGAGCUCAGAACCUCAGGCCUGAAGGUCAUUUGCAAAGCCAUUGUGCUGUCACGCCAGCCCACAGAUCUCUCUCGGAGGCUGCAUGUUUCUACAUGUCUCAGCGAAGGGAGUUCCGCUCAGGACUGUGUCUCACGCUUCUAGAUGAGCAGGGAAGCAGCCAGCCAAAAAAGCAGUGGGUCGACUAGUGUCCUCUCUGUGCCACCAGAGAAGAGAGCCUUCUGAGGGCAACAGCCAGACUCACCCCUCAGUCCUCAGUAUUCUUUUGUUUCAAUCAGUCUGUGAUUUUUAAGUUUAUUUUCCCUUCAAGCAAUUUUCACUGUGCCUAACUAAUAUGAACAUUUAAAAGUUGUAAGAAAAAAAAAAGAUAGUAGUAAUAAACCUCUCCCCUAUAGCUCUUCAGUCUGUGAAAUGUCACUGUCAACAGGAAUCAUUGGUUGUGUCUACAUGUGUGGGACCCAGCUCCCUUGCUGGACAUGUAAAUGACGGCAGUGAGGUUGUCACCCAGGAGAGGGACCUCAAGAUCUUCAGUAGCUGUUGAAUUUCAGAGAAAUGUCCUCAUGUCACUUCGUAGUCUGAGGUUCCAAAGCCAGAUUCUAAAAUCCAAGUCAUACUUUAUUUGGGGAAUGGGGAAUUUCAAGAGUACUUAGGAAAAUUCCUAUUUUUAUUUUUAAUAGUCAUUUAAUAAUGAUGAACAAGAUUGUGAGAUCACAGGGGCACCAUUCCACAUGGUUCCACCACCAGGGCUCCCUGUCCCAUCCUCUCUACUGGAAGCUUCCCUAUUCUUUAUCCCUCUGGGAGGAUGGACCAAAAUUCUUUAUGGGGUGCAGAAGGUGGGAAGUCUGGCUUCUGUAGGAAAAUCAUUUUUUUAAAUAGUAAUUCCUGGAGUUUUUACAUUUAGUUCCAGGCUUUCUGAUGUAGGUGCUGAAAGUGUAGAUGAGAACUAUUCCUUUAGAAGCAAUCCAUGGAACAGCCGUUUAAACUGUCAAGGGCAACAAUGGUUCUGACUUCUUUUUCUGUCAUCACUGGGGCUCCCCUCUUCCAGGCUGACUUUUCCAGCUAGAGAGAGAGAGAGAGAGAGAGAGGCACCACAGCACUGAAGCUUCUUCCCCCCGUGCUGUGAAAGCUGAUGGCAGCGUGGACCACGUGUGGCAAAGCAGGCAGGCUCUGGGCUGAAUUAUCAUCACUACCUCGGCUUGAUAUCUUUUAUGUCACCUCACACUCAAAACAAGUUGAGAGUCGAUACAUGUUUAGAGGCAAAAACAAAUCUUUUCCCAGGUUUUUCACCUGGACUCAUGCCAACUGCUUUAGGCAUGCAAAUCUGGUCUCAAACACAGAGCCUUUCAAGUCAGCUGCAAGUCUGCUGAUACCAGGAGCCACAGGAGAGGGUCGUGUAUGGUGGGGGUAAAGCCCAGGGUAGGUGCAGAUGUGCGCUGUGCACAUACAUGUGGCAUGAGCACAGGUACGUGUGUCUGUGUCGAAUCGGAAUCACUUUAAACAUGAAGAGAAUCCUCUUCAACCUAAUAUUUUCCUCUCCUUUUAUAAGGUGUACACACACUCACACACACUCACACACACACACACUCACACACACACACUCACACACACACACUCACACACUCACACACACACACACUCACACACACACACUCACACACACACUCUCACACACACUCACACUCACACUCACACACACUCACUCACACUCUUACACACUCACACUCUUACACACUCACACACACACACUCACACACACACUCACACACACACUCACACACACUCACACACACUCACACACACACUCACACACACACUCACACACACACACACACUCACACACACACCAUUUCUUCUCAGUUUCUUUAAAAAACAAGAGGGAAACACAAGCUUGUCAUCACCAGUUUCCUUCUUCACUCCUAAUGGUGUGACAAAGGUCCGGCAGGAAAGACGCCUCACCCCGCCUUCCUUCUCAAGCUCCUGCGUGGCCGAAUACCCUUUGGGUUUGUCUUGCGGGUGCUGGUUUGGGGCUAGGGAUCUUUGAGGUGACAAGGCCUCACUUCUGGGUCAUCGUAUUGCCAGGGCUUGGACGCAAGGCAGAGCAGCUGACUUGUAAAACUGCUUUUCUGUACAUGUCUGGACUUUUUAUUUCCACCAAAUAAGUACCUCUUUAGUUAAGACCAAAUUUCACUUUAAAAAAUACUUUCCAACUUAUUUAUUGGUUGCUACACAAAUGCCUACAUAUAUGUGUGUGUGCGUGCGUGUGCGUGCAUGUGCGUGCGUGUGCAUGCGUGCGUGCAUGUGCAUGUGUUAAUCAGGCCUAUGCUCCUAACUUUUAGCUAGAGGAGAAGCAAACUCUAUUCCAGAUUACUGUAUAUUCUACGAUGGUGCUAAUCUCAGAGCUAAAUGAAUUACUCCAUUUAAUUUAAAAGAAGAGUUUUAAAUAAGUGUCUGUGUGUCUGUCUUUCCUUUUGAGUCUUGCACAUCAUGCUUGCACAUUCAUGUAAAAACAGACAAGACAACCACAAGUUCUAAACUCUAGGAGCAGUGCUAUAAUUGCUUGUUAAUUCAGAAGUGACUAGAACCUUUCCAUGUGAAAUGGACCAAGCUGGCAUCACUAUUAUUUAAACACAGAGUUCUAAUGCAGUAGAACCAUCCACAAGGGAAAAGAAUGUCUGUAGAGGGUGACUAUUCUCAAAUAUUUUACAGAAGACCAUGAACGAUGAACAAACUGGUAACUUUUUUGAGUUUCCAUGAUAGAUUUGAGACUUGUCAAUAGAAAAAUCAUUUUUUGUAUUUAAAAUUUUGUACUGAUCUGGAAAGAAUCUUAUUAAAUAUCUUUAAAUGUUA
Erinaceus europaeus (western European hedgehog) is the source of this 6675-nucleotide messenger RNA. It is a transcript of the gene COL8A1, whose product is annotated as collagen type VIII alpha 1 chain. The coding region runs from base 357 to 2591 and encodes 744 amino acids. Gene Ontology annotation, molecular function: protein binding. NCBI's taxonomy places the organism in Eukaryota, Metazoa, Chordata, Mammalia, Eulipotyphla, Erinaceidae. The record is from RefSeq and is a predicted model, not a curated record. The transcript is spliced from 4 exons.